Molecule: messenger RNA, 1474 nt
Organism: Carassius gibelio (silver crucian carp)
Lineage: Eukaryota; Metazoa; Chordata; Actinopteri; Cypriniformes; Cyprinidae
Product: leucine-rich repeat-containing protein 72
Exons: 9
Coding region: 686-1474 (262 amino acids)
Molecular function (GO): protein binding
Source: RefSeq, a predicted model, not a curated record
AACCCCUACUAUUUACAGAUAAGUGAAACAGCAUGCUUUAUUAAAUCCAUAAUAAACAUUUAAAACUGAUCUAUAACACAUAUAUAGAUAGAUAGAUAGAUAGAUAGAUAGAUAGAUAGAUAGAUAGAUAGAUAGAUAGAUAGAUAGAUAGAUAGAUAGAUAGAUGGAUAGAUAGAUAGAUAGAUAAUGUUAUCACUUGACAUACUGUAGUUACAGCGAAAGUUAUCGUCUUGGAAAAUUUGUUAUAAUAAUAAUAAUAAAUUGCCCUUAAAUUGAAAAGAAAGAAUAUGCAAAAUGCUUUACUAGCCUAUAUCAUGUAAAAAUCAAAUUAGCUGUAUCACAAUCUCAAUGUAAACAAUGCAAGCUCAAACAAACCUGACACACACUUUUGCUUCUCGUGGUGGAAGCGUAACAAUAUUUUAAGGAAAAGUGUGCCCUCUCAUGGCCGGGAAAAAAGAAGACUAGCAUCCAAAGUUUGACUAUGUGAACCGAGACGACACAACAACAGAAGAGUGAGUUACCGUCCGCGUGACGUUGACAGCGUGCGCGAUCAAAAGAAUUCUGAGCAGUGAUUGGCCAUCAAUCAAACCAGAGUGAUGUCGUGAAGUGUGUCUCCUAGCAACCGGCGAGUGUCGUCUUGUUUUUUGUCUCGUUCAGACCAGCAGGCUUUAGUUCAGAAUCAGACAUGGAAAUAUACGAACCGGAAAAUGAAGAUCCUCUGCCGAAGCGCGUGAUUCAGCGUGACACAGAUGUGACCCACCUUCAUCUCACCAGAAGAGGAUUGACUUACAUUCCUGAUUUGUCAAGGUUCUCCAUGUUAAGAUGCGUGUGGCUUAACAAUAACAAGAUCCGAGAGGUUUCCAGAGCUUCAUUUAACUGCUGCUUAACAGAACUGUAUCUACAGAACAAUGACAUUCUCUCAAUUUCAGGGGCAUUGAGACACCUGACAUGUCUUCAAGUGCUGCUCCUAUUCAAUAAUCAGAUGAAGUGUCUGGAGGAGACCGUGUCAGAGCUGAAGAACAUGCAGGACCUCCACACUCUCUCUUUAUAUCUGAACCCCUUCACACAAGAUCCUGAAUAUCACCAAUAUGUGCUGCACCAUUUGCCAUCUGUGAGGUUUUUAGAUACAAAAGAAGUGAAGCAGGAGGAAAGGAGACGGGCAUUUAAGCUGUUCAGUGUAGAAAGACAGAGGGUGCUUGAUACUAUCGCCUUUGGCAGACGAGCACUGCCGCCUCCUGCAGGAAGAAAAUUGACCAGCUCCACCACAAAACAAGCAGGUCAUCAUGGCUCAAGAAAGAGGUGUGCAGAGUCAAUGUCAAACAGUCAUUCUGAUGAUCGCGAAAAGCCAUCAGUGCCCAAAUCCAUCAUACAGUUCUCCAUUAUGAACUGGACUGGUACAAGCACGUCUCAGUGGAACCAUCUAGACGGCUUGAGCAAACCUGCGUCUGGUAUACUCACUGUCAAACUCAGAUGA